UAGUCCUAAGCAAAGUCAGUGAUGCGUGAACUAAUCAAUUAAGGGAUAUCCUGGUAACACCUUGUUGUAUCGAUAAGGUGUGCAUAUGUGUAUCACUUUUACUACAAUACACAAUUUAAGGGUCUGAUACAGAUCGACGUGGAUUUAAGAUUAUUGCAUCAGUGUUGUUGUUGUUUGUUUUAACGAAAGUACACGUUUGUAUGACGCAUCAGUUUAUAUCACGUGACGGUAAAAUGGCGAUGUUGCUUGCUUACACGCAAAAUUCCGGUUUAAAGCAUGUUGUCAUUGUCGAUAAUGGUGUACUCAUCAGGAAGGAUGCUUGAAUUGUUAAAGGACAAUUGAAUUUUUACUGUUAUUCCAGUUUUUCAUAAUGGAGGAAGCGACGGGGGGUUCUCUUGAUGACGAAAAUGCAAACAGUGGUUCUGACAGCCUCAAUUGCUCCCAGACGACCAACGAGUUGAGACAUGCCCUGUUGCGUCCACCAAAUAAGAAGAGGUUUGAUGAAGAAAAAGAGGAAAUCAUGAGGGAAAUUCAAGUAAAAGACCAAGAACUGAAAUCACUCGCAGCUGUAAGCCCAAAUGCGAAGACAGCGCGACAUAAAGAAAUAAGACUCGAAAGGGAAGCUGCAAUUGCCAAACGUAGAAAUAUUGAUACAGAGCUAGCAACCCUGAAGCAGCAAAUUACAGAGAAGAUGGGCCAGCUGUCACGCACAGAGUCAAACCUGCACAUCAAGAAUGAGCAGAAGAUUGACGACACCAUCAAGAAGCUUGAGUGGCAGCUGAGACAACAGAACUUCCGGCUCGCCGAGGAGCGCAGGAUAGUGGCCGAGGUCGACAAACUCAAACGCUCCAAGAAAUUCCUCGAAGAAUACAACUCACAGAAGAAAGAAGUGGACAAGAUGAGGGCAGCCCAGAAAAAGUUCAGAGAGGAAAAAGACGUCAUCCACCAGACAGUGUUCAGUUUGAACAAGCAGGAGGAAGAGCUUCGGAAAACCAGUCAGGACCAGAAAAUGAAAUAUGAGGAGUGUAAAAGAGAGUUGGACCGCCUGCAUGAGAAGAAGCGGCAACUGUUGUCAGAGCAACAGAGGUGCGAGAAUGAGCUGAAGCAAUGGAGGUCACGCAAGAGAAGUGAGAGCUUCCGUAGACGGGAGGAGCUACGUCUGGCCAAGGAGGAGCAAUGGCAGAAAGAACAACUGGAAUUCGAAAAAUAUCGCCAGCCAUUUGAGGAUGAGAUAAACCUCUGUAACACACUGAUCAGUUAUGUGCAGCGCUACGUAGAGAAAGAUGACUCAGCAUAUUUAGCGAGUCCACGGGAAGAGAAUCCCCACCCACCCUUGGGAAGCAGUAGCUCAUUUGGCCCAGCAGACAGUCUAGAUGAUGGCAAGUUUGUCCUACUAAAGAAAUCAGAGGAGCCUAGCAUUGACUACGCUGUGGGGAACCGACCCCGAAGAUCCAGCAAGAAGAGCAGGAAACUCUCUGGGACCAAGCCGUUGCCCCACACACCACAGAUCCUGAAGCAGUUCUCCUCCCUGAAGCUGGAAGCCCCUGGCAACGUCUCCAAGGUGCAGAGCACGCUUGAUCAGCUGACCGAGAGAAAGAAAUACUUUGAAGAGCAGGCAGCCCUGAAGUCGCUUCAGAUGCUGGGCAACCUUAACAGCUCAUUCAGUGGGUCCAUGACAGGAACCCUGGACUCACCGAUGCGUGAGCGGGCAACCACGUGGGGGAUGUUCGAGAUGCCGCCUGCCAUAUUGGAGACCCGGACGCCCAGCGACACCGGGGAGAGUGGGAUCCACGACAUGUCCCGCCAGGCCAGCAAGACUGAGAGCUCUGAGAGCACGGCGGAGGUCUCCCAUUGUGAUCAGGUUCUGGAGGAUCUCAUAAAGCAGUCUGCUGAAUACCAGGAGAGCGAGGCAUCCCGGUCGUCAGGGGAUACCAUCACCAUGGAGAUGGAAGAGAUCCCUAGCAACCAGGCAUACAGUAGCAACCAGACAUCUGAUUAUGAUCCAAAGUCAGCAGUGAGUCAGGAUCAUUCGGAAGCUGUGUUUGCUCAGGACAAUCACUCCAUGGACCAUGACUUAGCUGAAAUUAAUUUGGGAAAGAAAACGAUCUCGCAGUCGUUUGGUGAUUUACUAAACAAGGGUGGGCACUUGUUCAGUUUGAUGAACAAAGAAAUCAGCUCCAAUAUAGAGAACUAUGACACUGACUUUCCCCCAACAUUGUGUUCAGGGACGGAAAAAGCAUUAAGUGAUAAAAGAGAUUGUGAUAAUCUAAAAACAGCAUCUGCAGGGGCCUCAUUCUUGCAGAUUUCCUCAGAAAUAGGUGACGACUCAUCGUUGACAGGUAUCUCAGGUACAUGUAAAUCGCCAGUUUUGUAUCAGGGUGUGACUGGAUGUGAUAUCAAGACCAUUAGUGCCUCUUGUGUGGUCGUCAAGGACAGACCACAUGACCUGAACAUAGCAACGGGUGGGGGAAAAGCCAGGGACAAUAUAUGGCAGGUUAUGACCCAACAGGGAGUGAACUGGAAACAAAACAUGACAGGGACGGACUGUGAUGACGAGGCGGUCGUUCGUGAUUUAGAUGAGCUUGAGCUAGAAAACGAAAUCGACGAAGUCACUCAUUUGUGAUGAAUGCUUGCUCUUAGGUUAUAGUUUUUAUUUACACUGUCAAAGUUUUAUUUCACUUUUUGAGUCAUAUUUAUUUGAAAAAAAAGUGAUUUAUUUUGUAAUUCAUUCAAGAAUGUUGACUACGGUAUACUGUGUGCAUGGAUUAUUUGAUUAUCUUCAACUUUGAUGUAUGUUUUAAUGCAUUUCUUGUUUUGAAUGCCUAACACCUAUGAAAGAUUUGUUCUUCAUCAAAUCCUUUUUAAUUUUUAUUUUAUAAUUUUUAGAAUAAUUUGUUUGGGCAUUGAAAAAACAUUCUUUCGUUGAAUUGUUUUCAAUUGUGGCAAGCUUGCAGCUUAGUACAAACAGGAUUUUUAAGUAAAAUUAAUUUUUAUUUAUUAUUUUGAUUGUUUAAUGAUAUUCAAUAUUUAUGUAUUUAUUUAAAGGUACACAGCAUCUAUACAGAAUGUUGUAUUAGUAUUAAGUUUUUAUAUAAUGCUAUUAUUUUAUUUAAAAAGUAUUUCAUCAGUUGAAAGAUUAUAUGUGUCGCGUUCUAAGAAAACUGGGCAUAAUGCAUGUGCAUAGUGUUGUUCCAGAUUAGCCUGUGCAGUCCGCACAGGCUAAUCAGGGAUGACAUUUUCCGCCUUAACUGGAUUUUCGUGUACAAGAGACUUCCUUUAAACAAAAAAUUCCAUAAAAGCGGAAAGUGUUGUCCCUGAUUAGCCUGUGCGGACUGCUCAGGCUUAUCAGGGACAACACUUUACGCACAUGUAUUAAGCCUAGUUUUCUCAGAACGGGACUCAUAUACAUGAACCAGAAUAUAUUGUGUGCUUAAGUAAUCUCCAUAUGCUUUUGUUAUACAUUUUAUGAAACUAAAAAAAAAAUAUAUAAAAAAAUAUAUAUGGAGACAUAGAAUCUUAAUUACUUAAGUUCCUGUAAAAGUCAUCUCUGAACUUUUUUAAAUUUAAAUCUGUUCAUAGUUUUGAGUAAGUGUAAAGUCUAGAUUGCAUGACUCUUGCCUUUAAGUUGCAGUGAACCUAAAGUAUUAAGGCAUUAUUUAUUACAGAUCUACUGAUAUUAAGUUGUGCAAUUGUAACUCUAAAAAACAGUUAUUUAUUAUUGUGCUACUUGUGCUAAAAUGUUUCCCGAUUUGACCACUUAAUUUUAAAACUUGGACUAAACUUUAAGCACAUGCAUCAAUCCCUGUUUUCUGACCUGGUAUAGGGGUUCUUUGUUUGUUUUUGCAUGUCUAUUAACCAAAAAUGCUAAUAAAAAAGAAGAAAAAAAAACAGCAAAAUGAGCAACACAAAAAUCAAACUAAAACCAUAAACUGUGUAAUGUAUAUAUUAUAAACAGUAAAGUAUAUUAAAGGGACCUUUUCAGGUUUUGAUAAAUUGACAGAAUUGAAAAAAAGCAGAUUUGCAAAUUUUCAUUGUAAUUAUGUUAUUUGCUUGGAAAAAAUAUUACUGAACACUAACCAUGCUCUAACAUAUCCAUAAUAUGCAUCUUUUGACGAUUUAAAAACCUUAAAAUUAUUUAGCGUUGCAAACGCUUAACAUUAUUCAAGUUUUAAAGGCUUCAUUUCCAACCCUUAGAUACUAAUAAGUAGCAAACAGCAUAAAACCUGAACAGACUGCGAGUUAAUCGCAGGCUGUUCUGGUUUUAUGCUGUUUGCACAUAGCCAUUUUCUCUUUGCUUCUGAGUGGGAAAGGUUUAAAUGGAAAAUAAAAUAAAAAUAAACUAGAAAUGGCGCGGCAGAGGCCGACGCGUAUCCCCACGCCGAAUGUUUGACCUAGGUGUGCCCCAGGGUUGGUAAUGGGGCCAUGCAUAGCUGAGAUUGACCGUAUUGUCAUAAGAGAAGUUCAUCAUCAAUUAGAAGUGAAUUGGUGUAGAAAUGAAGAAGUUAUAGUAAAAGGCAAUUUUGGGUGGGUGUGACAUGUGGGCAGGGCGCCCCAGGGUUGGUAAUUGUGCCAUGCAUAGUUGAGAUUGACCGUAUUGUCAUAAGAGAAGUUCAGUAUCAAUUUGAAGUGAAUCGGUGUAGAAAUGAAGAAAUUAUAGUAAAAGGCAAUUUUGGGCGGGUGUGGUCUAUGUGGGCGGGGCGCCCCAGGGUUGGUAAUGGGGCCAUGCAUAGUUGAGAUUGACUGUAUUGUCAUAAGAGAAGUUCAAUAUCAAUUUGAAGUGAAUCGGUGUAGAAAUGAAGAAAUUAUAGUAAAGGCAAUUUUGGGUGGGUGUGGUCUAUGUGGGCGGGGCCCCAGGGUUGGUUAUGGGGCCAUGCAUAGUUGAGAUUGACCCUAAUGUCAUAAGAGAAGUUCAGUAUCAAUUUGAAGUGAAUCCGGUAUCAAUUUGAAGUGAAUCCGUGUAGAAAUGAAAAAAUGAAGAAAUUAUAGUAAAGGCAAUUUUUGGUGGGUGUGGCCUAUGUGGGCGGGCGCCCCAGGGUUGGGAUUGGGGCCAUGCAUGGUUGAGAUUGACCGUAUUGUCAUAAGAGAGGUCCAGUAUCAAUUUGAAGUGAAUCGGUGUAGAAAUAAAGAAGUAAAUGUAAAAUAACCUAAAAAAAUGAGUGAUAAUUUCUGACGCGGCCCCACCCCAACCGCUAUAACUUUUGACCCAGAGGUCAGAUCAAAAUUCCAAAUAGUGCAGGGUCGCACAUAUGCUCAUAGCUACCAUGUGUGUAAGUUUCAAGGUUCUAGUGCUUUUAGUGUAGGAGGAGAUAGUGGCCAGGACGGACGGACAGACAGACGGACGGACGGCGGAGAUAACCACAAUAUCCCCACCUUUUUUUCAAAAAGCGUGGGGAUAAUAAACUCAAGUCUAUGGUAUAAAUGAGGAAUUUGCUUUGCUUAAAAUUGUAUGCAACAGUCAUUAGACAUUAUUUUAUAGUUAAUAGACGACAUUCAAUAAACAGAAUUUAGUUGGUUGUAAUGACAUUAAUUGUGUUUUUAGCUCAAUAUGGAUAUAAAUGUAUUUCAUGGGAUACACAUUUCAUUGAGUACUUAAGUAUAUAUACGUUAUACACAUAUGCAUUUAACUUUGAUUCCAUAUUGUUCUUUCAUUCCUUUUGGGUUUGUAAUGCAUUUGCCUAUUCAGCUACAUAUUUUUAUUUAUUAGGUAAUCGGUUUUGUGAAAAUUAAGCAAAAUGCAUGUGUGUGAAGUUAAUGGUAUUUUUUGUUUAAAGGAAGUCCCUUUUUACCGAAAAUCUAGUUAAAGCGGAAAGUGUCGUCCCUGAUUAGCCUGUGUGGACUACACAGGCUAAUCUGGGACGACACUUUACGCACAUGCAUUAUGCCCAGUCCGCUCAGAAUGUGACUCAUAUUUUUGUUUAUAAGGUUAUCUGUUUUGUCCUGAAACAUUUUUGCUCAUGAUUUGAAAAGUUGGAGAAUUGUUUUAACAGUCAAACGUGUGCUACAUAUAUGUUUCACCGGCUUAAAAACCAAGGAGACAAAGAAACAUUUGAUUUGUUUCAGUUUUGUAAAAGUUGUCUCCCGUAUCUAGGAGUUAGUUUCUGAAGACACCUAGCUGUUAUCAUUAUGCGUGAAUGACAACAAUACUAUAUUAUGGUUCUCACUUUGGUCUUCAACAAAACUGCCUACAUGUAUGAAAUUAUCUAUAAUCCAAUUGUACAACUUCAAAUAAAAUUUGCUACAUGACAAUGAAAUUCAGACUAUGCUCACAAGUGUGUAAAAACAUGACGCCCAUAUAACGUAGAUAGGAAGACAUUCAGGGUAAUGAUGUUGGUAUAUGUAUUGAGACUUUGUUUUAAAAGUUUAAUUAUUAAAUAUACAGAAACUAAACAAUUGUGUUGCAUUGUUUUACAUCUAGCCAUCUGGCUUGAAUGUGUGACUUCAAAAAUCUGUUUUAAUUAAGUGUGUUGUUUUUAUGCCCCCGAAGGAGGGCAUAUAGUGAUCGGACCGUCCGUUGGUCCGUCUGUCUGUCUGUCUUUCCGUCACACUUUGCAUUUAGGUUUCGCAUAUAGGUUUCAAAAAAUGCUCAUAACUUCUAUGUCGCUUCAGAUAGCAACUUGAUGUUUGGCAUGCAUGUGUAUCUCAUGGAGCUGCACAUUUUGAGUAAUGAAAGGUCACGGUCAUCCUUCAAGGUCAAAUGUCAAAUAUAUGGCUUCAAAGCGGCACAGAAGGGGGCAUUGUGUUUCUGACAAACAUCUCUUGUUUAAAUACAUAUGAUUAACUGCAUAUAGUGUAAACUGAUGCAUGUUGGUAUUCUGUGACUAAAGCUGUUCUUGUUAAAUGAUUUUUUUAGUCAUAAGCAUGCUGAAAUAUUAAAGCAUAUACCAUUAUAUAGUCAAUGUGUGUUCCCUUCCGAAAUGACUUUAUUAAAUUAUAUUAAUGCAAUUCACAUAUCAGUUUUUUAUACUACAUGUAUCAUUUGUAGUAAGUUUUUCAGAAAAUUGGUAUCUGUGUGUACGUACGUACGUGCAUAUGUAAUUAUCCCCCGCCAGAGGCAGGGAAUAUUGUUUUGGCGUUGUCCGUCCGUCUUUCCGCCCGUCCGUCUGGCACUUUUAUGUCAGGAGCCAUAUCUUGGAAUAGCUUUGGCGGACUUCAUUGAAACUUGGUAUGAGUAUAUAUAUGGAUAAGAGGAUGAUGCACGCCAAAUGGCAUUGUAAACCAUCUGUUAAUUAUGGAGUUAUGGCCCUUUGUAUCUUGAAAAAAUGCUUUUUUGUGUCCGGAGCCAUAUCUUGGAAGUGCUUUGGCAGAUUUCAUUGAAACUGAGUAUGAGUAUAUAUAUAUGUGGAUAAGAGGAUGAUGCACGCCAAAUGGCAUUGUACACCAUCGCAUAAUAACGGAGUUUUGGCCCUUUGCAUCUGGAAAAAAUGCUUUUUUGAGAGUCAAAUAUAACAUUUUGUGCCCAGAAGCAUAUUGGCGGGGGAUAUCAAUUCAAUGAAUUUGCUUGUUUUACUGAACUUUUACAUGGAUAGAAAUUUUGCAUGAAAGGGGCAUUGAAUGCAUAUCUGAAAAAGUAUAAGUAUAUUAAGAGAUAAAGUAUUGUUAAGUAUUGAGGAUGAUUUUUAUGCCCCGGAAGGAGGGCAUAUAGUGAUCGGACUGUCCGUCCGUCUGUCUGUCCGUCACACUUUGCGUUUAGGUUUUGAAAAAUGCUCAUAACUUCUAUGUCGCUUUAGAUAGCAAUUUCAUAUUUGGCAUGCAUGUGUAUAUGGACAAGGCCUUUCCAUACGCACACAACUUUUGACCGCUGUGACCUUGACCUUAGGGUCCACGUAUAGGUUUCGAAAUCUGCUUUUAGGUUUCGAAAAAAGCUCAUAACUUCUAUCAAGUGUUUAUAGGGGGCAGAAGUCAUCCUAUGGUGACAGCUCUUGUUGUUUAGUGAACUAGUGAGGAUUAAUUUGCUUUGUUACCGGUAAUCAGUGAGGUUCAUUCUAAGUUAUUGUAUAUGAAAAAAAGAAACAUUGUGAUUAUUAUGUUUUAUUAAAUAAUGAUAAUAUACCAUACAUCGAAUUGAUUGAAAAUGUUGUAACUGAUGUGUUACAAAUGGGUGCAAAAUGUUAAGCAGAUUUAGAGGAUAUUGGUUGGUUUCAUUAGAUCAUUAACUUUUUAUGCUCCCCCCAAAAAAUUUUAGGGGGAGCAUAUAGUCGCCGCUUCAUCUGUCCGUGCGUGUGUCCAUCCAUGCACAAUUUUUGUCCGGGCUAUUUCUCAGCAAUUAAUGACCGGAAUUCAAUUAAACUUUAUGGGAAGCUUCACUACCUAGAGGAGAUGUGCAUAUUAUCAGGGGGUUCUGGUCGGAUGAUUUUUCACAGUUAUGGCCCUUUGAAAUUUUCUAUAAAAAAAUAUUGUUCCCCCCAAAUACUGUGCCCUCAAGACGUUUCCUUUAAUCUGAAUUUAUAGUGCAAUAUUGUGACAAAAAAAAACUUUGGGGAGCAUCAACCGUCUCCGACGGUUUCUUGUAUUCUUGAGUGAUCAAAGAAAUUUGUAGUUUCACUAGUGAAUAAAAAAAAAUAGAACUGAACCCAACAUUUUAUUAAUUACAUUUUUAAAGGGUUUUACUGGAGAAUUGUGCAGUGAUACUAAUGUCAUGACAUCAAAAUAUCGAUAUCAUUUUGCAAGUUUUGAGUCUGGUAUUGUUUAUGUUCAAUUUUAUUUUUAUUGAAAUUCAGGCACCAAGCAUAACAGUGCAACAUAUCGGAAACUUUGACUGUUUUGUUUUCAUUGAAUGAAACAGUGAAUAAUCAGUUUAAAAUCAUAAUUAUGUCCUUACAAAUCACAAAGCAUAAAAUAAACCAUAUAUGUGCUCACUCCUGGUACAUUGUUCACUUUUUUUACAAUGUAUGUUCAUGUUGAAAUUUUCUAUAGCAAAUUGUAUAUACUGAUCCAUGCAAUAUUUUUUUCAGAGACAUGUUCUGUUAAAUGUAUCUUUUUUUAAAAUGUUUUUUGAAUGGAUUAUUGCUGUUGGAUAAAUCAUAAAAUGUUGAAUGAUA
Messenger RNA from Dreissena polymorpha, 9038 nucleotides. Its product is annotated as myosin-2 heavy chain-like. Lineage: Eukaryota; Metazoa; Mollusca; Bivalvia; Myida; Dreissenidae. Gene Ontology annotation, cellular component: endoplasmic reticulum; nuclear outer membrane-endoplasmic reticulum membrane network; ribonucleoprotein complex. Gene Ontology annotation, biological process: intracellular mRNA localization. The record is from RefSeq and is a predicted model, not a curated record. Bases 371 to 2623 code for a protein of 750 amino acids. Gene Ontology annotation, molecular function: mRNA binding. The transcript has 12 exons.